Molecule: messenger RNA, 2064 nt
Organism: Notodromas monacha
Lineage: Eukaryota; Metazoa; Arthropoda; Ostracoda; Podocopida; Cyprididae
Source: the annotation of a GenBank genome assembly
UUCGUUGACUUGUUUUUGAGAUGAGUGAGUUACUUCAAUUGGUCGCGAGCGUAGGAAUCGGCGGCCUGGUGGCUUAUUGUGUGUGGCAUACAUUGCUGUUCAUCAAGCCUUUCCUGUCAUUCCUGUUUCCACACUAUUAUCCUGUGUUGUAUGAUGUGUCGUCCAUUGAACCACAGCCACCACCACCGAGAAGCGUCAUCGAAGAAACGUGCAGGAAAGAGUUUACAAAAUUCAAGGUCAACGGGACGAAAUGGGACGUGAUCAUUGUGGGAAGCGGAAUAAGUGCGUUGACCUCGGGGGUCCUUUUGUCUCGGGCCGGGAAAAAAGUGCUGGUUCUGGAGCAGGCACCUGAGGCUGGCGGUUGUCUGCGGACGUUUCAUCUGGACGGUUACGAGUUCCAAGUCGGCUGCCAUGUCCUGGGGCUCACGGGGCCCUGCGAAGGUGUGAAUUCGUUUGACCUACUGAACCAGGCCACUGGAGGAGCGAUGGCUUUUGAGAAGCAAGAUCCGGAGUUUGAGCAAAUUCUGAUCCGGCACAAAGAUGAGUCAAAGACGAAGCUUUACACCCAGAGGUUUGGGUCACAGGCAGUGUGGGAAGAAAGCAUGAUUGCCCAGUUCCCCAAAGAAGCCGACACGAUUCGCAAGUUCACUCAGGCGUGCAGUGAGGCAUACAAAUCCACGUACAUCGUGUUUGUUGUCAAAUACUUGCCAUUCUGGCUCGUUCGACUGGUACUGAAAAUUGGCUUCAUCCGGAAGUUGUUCGAAUACGAAAAGUGGCAAAACUUGAACACCCGGGAUUAUCUCAAUAGUCUCUCGGACAACUCAGAUUUGAAAAAGUUCAUGGCUUGUCCUGCUGGCUACAUUGUGCCUGAUCCUGAGGGCUCUAACAUGAUUGUUACUGGUUUCAUACCGAAAUUCCUGAUUAAUGGUGUUUUUUAUCCACUUGGCGGUCCUGCAAAGAUGGCUUACCACCUUGUCAAACAAAUCCAACGCAUGGGAGGAGAAGUGCUGGUGAAUGCAAAUGUUGCCGCUAUUCUGCUGGACAAGGACAAAACCCGAGCCUAUGCCGUGGCUGUGGAAAGUGAAAACGAGGGAUCACUGGUUAUUGAAGCUCCUAUCAUCAUUUCAAGUGCAGGAAUUUGGAACACGUUCGAACGACUCAUUCCAAGGGAGGUGAGCAUGCAGUUUCCGAUUAUAGCCGAAGCGCUGCGAGUGGCUCCACCUUUGGCGCCAUGUGCGCCAUUGAUUGCUUGGGUCGGCCUGAAAGGUACGACAGAAGAACUUGGAAUCAAGCAAGCCAGUGUUUGGCAUCUGAGAGGAGAGGGAGACUUUUUCCAGGAGUACAAGAGCUACCUUGAGAUGACCCGAGAACAAGUACUGGAAAUGGAAGAAGUUCCAUUUGAAUGGACCUUGAUCCAAUUUAUGUCUGCGAGGGAGAGUGAUUACAACGUCAGAAAUCCGGGGAAGUCAGUUUGCAUGAUAGCUGGGUUCAUCAAGUGGGACUGGUUCGCUGAAUGGGACAACAUGAACCUGAACGAACGCGGGGAGAAAUACGAGAAGCUGAAACAGACACUCGGGGCCCGACUGAUUCACAACUGGUUGCUCCAGUUCCCGCAUCUCAAGGACAAAAUCGACCUGAUAAAUUUUAGCUCUCCGGUGUCUUUCACGAACUGGCUGCGUCGGUACCAUGGGAAACUCAUGGGCUUCGACAUGAAUGCGUCGCGGUUCACGCUGGAAGUCCUGUCAGCCAUGCGACCUUCAACCGGAAUUGAAGGUCUGUACAUGACUGGACAAGAAGUAACGACCGGAGGAGUGACGAAUUCUUGUGCUGCGGGUUUCAUGACUGUCGGUGAAAUCUUGGGCAGAAACUUGCUGCUCGAAUUGUUGGCGAUGAACUGGAACAAGCCAAAUCGGGAUUUCCAUAUUUUGUGAAAAAGAACACGAAAUCCCUGAAUUGUCGCAUUUUUUUUUCGAGAGAUUCCAAAACUGAUUGGAUUCAGCACGUGGUUGACUCAACAGUGGAAGGAAUAAAAGAUGAACACAGCUUACGCUUAAUUCCUGGAAA